CAUCAAGCAGUCGGUGCUGGAGCUGAAGCUGCAGGCGGAGGACAGCUUUGUGCUGAAGGUGGUGCAGCUGGAGGAGCUGCUGCAGGUGCGGCACUCCGUCUUCGUCAUCGGCAAUGCCGGCUGCGGCAAGUCCCAGGUGCUGAGGUCGCUCAACAAGACGUACCGCAACAUGAAGCGGAAGCCGGUCACCGUGGACCUCGACCCAAAGGCUGUGACCUGCGAUGAGCUCUUUGGGAUUAUCCAUCCAUCUACACGAGAGUGGAAGGACGGUCUGUUUUCUUCAAUGAUGCGUGACCUGGCCAACAUCACGCACAAGGGGCCCAAGUGGAUCAUCCUCGAUGGCGACAUUGACCCCAUGUGGAUCGAGUCCCUGAACACAGUCAUGGAUGACAAUAAGGUCCUCACCUUGGCCAGCAACGAGCGCAUCCCCCUCAACCCCACCAUGCGGCUGCUCUUUGAGAUCAGCCACCUGCGCACCGCCACGCCGGCCACCGUGUCCCGGGCAGGGAUCCUCUACAUCAACCCUGCAGACCUGGGCUGGAACCCGUGAGCAUGGGGAUGGGG
Messenger RNA from Numida meleagris (helmeted guineafowl), 564 nucleotides. RefSeq names its product dynein heavy chain 17, axonemal-like. Gene Ontology annotation, biological process: microtubule-based movement. The transcript has 4 exons. Gene Ontology annotation, cellular component: dynein complex. The record is from RefSeq and is a predicted model, not a curated record. The coding region runs from base 170 to 550 and encodes 126 amino acids. Gene Ontology annotation, molecular function: dynein light intermediate chain binding; dynein intermediate chain binding; minus-end-directed microtubule motor activity. Lineage: Eukaryota; Metazoa; Chordata; Aves; Galliformes; Numididae.